Molecule: messenger RNA, 4364 nt
Organism: Tachysurus vachellii
Lineage: Eukaryota; Metazoa; Chordata; Actinopteri; Siluriformes; Bagridae
Gene: deaf1
Product: DEAF1 transcription factor
Exons: 13
Coding region: 256-1872 (538 amino acids)
Biological process (GO): regulation of transcription by RNA polymerase II
Cellular component (GO): nucleus
Molecular function (GO): DNA binding; DNA-binding transcription factor activity, RNA polymerase II-specific
Source: RefSeq, a predicted model, not a curated record
UUUCCGCCGCGUCUCCUUCCUGUCCUGCUGAACGUCUCGCAUUAAGAAAGGUGGCAGCCAUUACCUUUUCUUUACAUUUUUUGGUCGUGUAAACGCAUUUCUUUUAAUAAGUUGCACACAUUUGCGCCUUGUGGUGUGCCGUUUGUGAUUAUUGUACACCGUAGUGCAGUGCACAGGGCACGAGGCGGAGUCGGCCGCCGAUUAGUGUCUCUCGGCUGUGUUCGGCUCAAGUCGGGCGCCGCUCUGCUCAAUGUGAUGGACGCGAGCGAAGCGGCGGUGAAACGGCUCGGGUUCGCCGGAGCGGAGGAGGAAAAGACCGGGGGACUGGAGGAAGAGGAGGAGGGGGAGGAAGAAGAAGAGGAGGAGGGAGAUCAUUCGGAAAGCGAGCCGGACGAUGCCGAAGUUAGCACGAUGCGCGGCAUGACGGAAGCGGCCGACAUCUCCAUAGCCGAGUCCAUGCCGAACACAGACGACGGCGAAGCGCCGUUUGCGGAGGUUACAACUGUUACAGUGAGUGAUGUCCAGAAUGCAGAUGACAGCGUGUUCUCAGCAUCUGUGGCCUCAGCAGCCUCCAUCCCUGAACAUGUGCUUACAGGCAGAACCACUCUGCAGAUUGGGGACAGUCUUAGCACACAGAAGGCCACCCUGAUUGUUGUACACACGGAUGGGAGUAUAGUGGAUGCCACAGGCCUGAAAGCUACAGCAGGUCCUAUGACACCAGGGCCUCAGACUCCCUCCACCCCGAUGACUCCGAGUCAUGAGAAAGAUGCAAACAAGUAUAACUGGGAUCCGUCUGUGUACGACAACGAGCUGCCCGUGAGGUGCAGGAACACCAGUGGUGUCCUCUACAAGAACAGACUAGGAUCAGGUGGCAAAGGACGCUGCAUCAAAUACAACAAUACCUGGUACACUCCAACUGAGUUUGAAGGGCUGGCUGGAAGAGCUAGCAGUAAAGACUGGAAGAGGAGCAUUCGUUAUGCUGGGAGACCUCUCCAGUGCCUUAUACAGGAGCGCAUACUCAACCCCCAUGCUGCCUCUUGUACAUGUGUGGCCUGCUGUGAUGAUAUGGCUGUGAACAAGGACGGAUCCUUUGGAGGCGAAAGCAUAUCUAUGACUGGACCUGUGCGGCUUUUUGUCCCAUACAAGAGGCGGAAAAAAGAGAGCGAGCGCCCAGCAUCUCCAGAAAAGAAGGAGGCACCGUCACCCAAGAACAUUACUUUAGCACCUGGAGCUGCAUUCACAGUGAGCCCAUCAGGCCAGCUCACCACUACUGGCACACUGACCUUUGAUCGAACGGCAACUGGAGAUGCGACGGCCAUCAUUUCCGACAGCCCUGCCGCUUCAGAUGUCUUCAGCAGCACAGCGGUGCUGACCACGCUACCGGCGCUGACGGUCGUCCCUCAGCAGCCCAUUUUACAAGCUAAAGCUCCUGCUGCAGCUGGAGUCGCCAACGGCUUGGAGAUGAGCGAGCAGCGCACCUGGCUGUACCUAGAGGAGACGGCCAACACACUACUCAACACUGUCCAGCAGCUCAAAGCAUUUAUUGCCCAGGCCAAACAGGCCAGCCAAUCCAGCAGCAGCCUAGAGAAAAGCAACUGCAGCAGGAAGGAUGCUUUUCCCAGCCAACUGACACUUACCGAUGACACAGAGGGGAAGAUUACGGAAAUUAUCAUCAAGCAUACUUGUGUGAACUGUGGACGUGAAGCAUCCAGCGAAUGUGCAGGCUGCCACAAAGUCUACUACUGUUCAAACUUCUGCCAAAAAAAGGACUGGAAGGAUCAUCAACACAGUUGCACUCAGCCUGGUGUAGCUGUGGGAAUUCAUGACGAGGCUCACAUAGCUAGCAUGGAGGUCGAGAAAGUCAAGGCAUAGCCCCAGUACGGAUGCAUGCAGUGGAUAUGGAAUAAUCACACCCUCAACCACAGUGAUGUACAAAUACACUAUAAGGCCAAAAGUAUAUGGUCAUCUGACCAUCACACCAGAGUUGUGGACAUACACAAUUGUGAUAGAUGUAUACAUUUUACCUUCAGUGGAACCAAGAGGCCUAAACUUGUUCCAGCAUAAAAAUGCCCCUGUGCACAAAGCAAGAUCCACGACUACAUGGUGUGUUAAGCCUGGUGUACAAGACUGCAACACUGACUGCAUGUUGCCCAAAUAUAACAGUGAAUGGGGAAUAAAUCUGGAACAGUUUGUUCAACAAGCACACACUGGGGUUUGUCGAUGAGGUGUCCACAAACGUUUGGAGUUUAACUCGUUCUUUGCUGUUGUUUAUCAGCACUAAUUAUAUGAAUCUGAAUCUGUUGAAUAUGACAGGACAUAUUUUUAAAAGACCUUCUGUGCUACAUUCAUGGACGAUCAUACUGAAAUGCCAGAGACUAAAAGGAAACAUCUAUGCAAGACAAGGAAACAAAAAAAUGAAUGUGAUUGAAAAUAUUGUUACGUCCCCAGCUAGUCUAGGGGUUUGGGGGACGAGUAACAGAAUAAAACCGGUGUGAUGUGUGGAGGCAGCGGAGGUUUAAGUCCCAACCCCAGGACUUUACAAAGACCAAAACUCCAUAUCAAAACAAAUUCUUUUAUUUGUUCAAAAUGUGGGAGGAUUUCAAGACCUCAAGAGGGGGCAAGGCCAAAAUAACAAAACAAACCCACUAACUAUUAGAAAAAAAGACUAACUAAACUACAACAAAAACAGAAUUUACAAUACUAAACUAACUCCCUAACUAACUUAAACAAGAGAAAACCAAUAUAUGAAAGAAAAAUGGCACCCACCUCUCUACAAAUCCCUCCCCAAAGAAUUAAUAAUAACUUAACAGAUCAAGAAAUAACAAACGUAUAUACAAAACAUUAAUCUUACAACAACAAUGGGUUGUCUGAUAAUAGGCAACCUGUACAACAACAUGACUAGCCCAAUAACACAUUGGGAGAAAUUCAAUCAACAGAGUUCCAAUCCAUGCUUUUGGGGUUGAGGAAAAGAAGCCUCCCCACCCACACACCGGUUCUGUGCCAUGGUGCAGCUUAAAUCUUCACAGCUUCCUCACCUCCUCCAAACACAUCAGCUCACCAAUCAUUGGGGUCAGGUGUAACCUAUUACUUCCUGCUUGUGAAAGGUAGAGAGGGGAAACAGGAAGAAAGGGGGAAAAAAAACACAAACAUACGUCCUUGGACGUAACAAUAUUGAUGUAAUUAAUGAAGACAAGUCAGGAAAUGGAAGCAUGAUGUCAUUUGUGAAGCAGGAGUAGAGAAGAAAGGCUCAAGGGAUACAAUACAUGACUGUUUAUUCCUUGCUCAUUUAAUAGUAUUUAAAUUAGAUGGAGAACAUGUCAAAGUGUAAUUUGAUGUGUGAUAACUACAUCAUUCAUUAGUACUGACAGUAUUAGGUGAAUUGGUCUGGAGUUGAAGUCACUCAAACUGAAAUGUUCUGCAAGUAUAAUUAAAAUGUUCAUACUGACUGACACACACAUGCAUGCAGUGUUACAUUUACUCCAAACACAUGAAUGAUUAUUGAGCUUCUACACAACAAACUGCCUUAUGAAACAGAAGAGACAUAUAACAUUUACUGUGUGUGUGUAUGUGUGUGUGUUCUAUUUUGCUGUGUCUUACGCAUCAUGAUUUAACAGGCCAGCCUAAAAUAACUGCAGUGAUUAUUUUAUCAUUAUUUGGCUCCUCGUGGCUCCUCGCACUUCCAUAAUUGGAGAACUGAAUGUAAGUUAUAUAAACAAAUACAAAACUCUAUUUAGAGUUGCUCUGAUUACUCCACUAUAUUAUUAACGUAUGAUAAUAACUAAUUGAAGUGGAUCUUGGUUUUUCGUUUUUCAAUAUGUGGAAAAAGUUCUGCAGUUUCAUUUUCACUGAACGUUUACAUGUCAUGUUCCGUAACCAGCACUAGAGUUCUGUUAUUCACAACCUCAGCUUUUCUGAGUCAGAUUCUAUGGGUUAAAUGUGCUUUUCAUUCCUGAUUGAUUUCAAUAGGACACAACACACUGUUCUACAGAUCUCGAAUACCAAAAUUUCAAACCUGUUAUACCUCAUGACGCCUACAAAUGACCUUAUCUUACAGCAGACAAACAUAAGCAAGAAAUCGACCCAGACUGAAUACUUAUUACUUAAGGUUUUUUAUCAGUGUAUAAUAUGGGUUUUUGGAAACAAGAGUUUAUAAAUUUAUGGAUUUGAAUUUGGAGGCUGGGAAACAGGCCUAGUUUUCAAGCAGACCAUCUUUUCAAUAGAGGCCAGAAACGGUUUGCUUAAUAAGGCUUGCUUAUAAAAUGUCACAAUAAGCUCACACAUGGAUGUGUUAGCAAGCAUUAAAGAUUUUACAAGUUGAUUGAUAUAUUUCACAAUUUUGUCUGAUUAAACUUUAGUUCCGAGCA